Molecule: messenger RNA, 1875 nt
Organism: Naegleria gruberi
Lineage: Eukaryota; Heterolobosea; Eutetramitea; Acrasida; Naegleriidae
Exons: 1
Coding region: 1-1875 (624 amino acids)
Biological process (GO): mRNA splicing, via spliceosome; spliceosomal tri-snRNP complex assembly
Cellular component (GO): U4/U6 x U5 tri-snRNP complex; precatalytic spliceosome; U4 snRNP
Source: RefSeq, a predicted model, not a curated record
AUGGUUAUGGAUGACGAUGGAUCUACUACCACUGAUGAAGCAAGUUCUUCCGGAGCACCAUCACUCUCUUCUAUAAACUUGUCGAGCCAUGCCCAAAGAUUCCACCAAGAUCAUGACACACUUUCUACAACUUCAUCCAUGAGUACUUUUUCUUCGGGAUCGUAUAGUCAUUUCGUCCCAGAUAUUAAUAAUCAAUCAACCAGUAAUGGAGUAGCUACUAUUGUGCAACAACAACCACAGCAACCUGUCAUCAAGCCAAUUAUUAAUACUCCAACCACAAUUUCACUUUUACUUCGUGAUGAAAAUUUCAACAUUCAUAUGGAGAAAAUCAAGGAAUUUGUAAAAUUGACCAACAGCGGAAAAGUCAUCAAAACUGGAGAAUCGUUUCAAACCGAUGAAGAAUAUCCUUAUAUUUUAGCCAGUAAUUCAUACACCUUGUCAAUUGACCAGGAUAUUGACCAACUGUUUAUUCAGUUAAAAUUAUUAUAUUCGGAAAAGUUUAAAGAUUUGGAGAGCAAUAUUAUUGAUCCAAUGACUUUUGUAAAUACAGUAUUGCGAAUUGGUAACGGUAUUCCACUUGUGGCUCCUAGAGGUUCACAAAAUUUCACAGAUAUUGAUCUGAGUGAUAUUUUACCUCCUUCAACAAUUAUGAUUCUUAAAGUAACAGCAGCCAAUGAUGGUACCUUUAAAGUAAAUCUAUCUGAAGAUAAGUGGAAGAAAAUUGAACAAAUUUGUAGAGAUGUCAUACUUUUGGAUGAACAUAAGGAACAUAUUUUACAAUAUCUAUCUAUGAGAAUGUCCUAUGUUGCUCCUAAUUUGAGCUUAUUGGUUGGAACAAGAAUUGCUGCCCAAUUAAUAGGUGCAGCAGGUGGAAUUUUAUUACUUUCUCAAACUUCAGCAGAUGUAAUUCAAUGUCUGGGAAGAGAAAAGAAGAAACUUGAAGGAUUUUCUACUAAGACUUACAUGGGUAUGCUCCCAAAGAGGAAACAAACUUCGACUGACUCAAAGGAUGGAAACUAUCUCCUCUCCUAUACGGCCAAUGAUUUUUCUCAUAUGAGAUAUACUGGAUUUGUUGGAUUGUGUGAUUUGGUGAUGGAACAUACUCCACCAAGAGAAAAACUGAGAAAGAAGGUUGCUCGUCUUGUUGCCACUAAAUGUGCUCUUGCUGCCCGUAUUGACAGUUGUAAUUCGGCCAAGAAUGGCUCAGAAGGAUUACAUCUUCGUGAGGAUAUUCAAAUGGCCAUCAAGAAAAUGUUAGAACCACCAAAAAGAAAGGAGGACAAACCACUCCCAGCCCCAGAUUCUAUUAAAAAGUCUGGAUCUCGAGGUGGUUCAAAAUCAGCAGCUGAAAAGCAAUUGGCCAGAACUUCAGAAUUGAGAAAGAAAUAUGCCAGAUUACCAUUUGGAGAAUCAGGUUCAGAUGAUUCCUAUACUGGAGAUGGAUCAGGAACCAUGUUGGGCGAUGAAGGCAAGAAGGGAUUGGGCCGAUCUCUAAGUGUACACAAUGCAAUUCUUGCUUCUGGCAAACGAUACGAAAACAAGCACAAAAAGAAGGAGAAAAAACAUACAUCUGGCUCAUCAACUGGGGUCAAUACUGCACUUUCAUCUUCCUCGGCUUACUUUGAUGGUAUCAGCACAAUUUCAAACACCUCAAUUUUCAAGAGUGGUACUGCUACUCAAAUCAUCAGAACUGGUACUGCCACUUCCAUGGCAAUUAGCAAUAACAAUGAAAUGGAAAUUCUUAACCCUAAUCUUAUUGCAGAAGAUCAGAAACGAAAGACAGAACAAAAGAAGGGAUACUUUUCUAUGGAUACUAAAUUUAAGAAACCAUCAGAUGUUAUGGCACCACCUUCUUCCACUGAAAAGAAAAAAUAA